GAGAGCUCUAUUUUCUUUUCGCGCUGUUUUAUUAUUAUUGUUUCGCCAUUUUCGUCUCUCCGUUCCAUCGCCUCUACCUCUCGAUCCGAAUUCCUACGCUGAAGAUCGAUUUCUGUCGUUGUUGUCGUGUAUAUUCCUCGUUUCGUCUUCUCGACUGACGUCUGCUCGAACUGCUUCUAGGGCGAUUUAGGCUUUGGUCGAGGGCUAGGAGGAUGACGCAGAGCGGGAAGUUGAUGCCAAAUCUCGACCAGAACAGCACCAAGCUCCACAAUCUUACCGUACUCCAGCGGGUCGAUUCCUUCGUGGAGGAGAUCCUCAUGACCGCUGCCCAUGUCACCGUCUACGAGUUCAACAUCGAGCUCAACCAAGCCGUAAAGACGUGGAAGGAUCCUUAUUCGUUGUCAAGAGAUAAUCUAGUUGAGAAUCUUUUGGGAGAUUUUGAGUAUGAAGUUCAGGUUCCAUAUCUUUUUUACCGAAAUGCUGCUCAAGAAGUCAAUGGCAUUUGGUUUUAUAAUUCACUUGAUUGUGAAGCAGUGACAAAUCUUUUUCUCAGGAUACUAAAUGCUUAUUCUAAAGUGCCUCCAAAGCCUAAGGUAACUUCUAAAAGUGAAUUUGAAGAGCUUGAAGCUGUGCCUACUUCAUCAAUCAUUGAAGGCCCUCUUGAGCCGACAUCAGCUGCUACACCAACUCCCGAUGUUGCUGAUGAGACAUUUGUGAAGUUCUUCAGUAAUGCUGAAAUAUCGAAAACGCAUCAAUUGCAGCAAUCAGCGACCAGUCACCUCUUGCUUCUGUACCUGUUCCUGUAGCUACGCAAGCAUCAAGCCUCAAUCCUCAAUCCACCUGUUUUGCCAACUGUUCAGUCAGUAUCCGUUCCGUCAGUUCCAUCCACUCCCCAAUUGCUGAUUUUGGAUAAUCUUGAAUCUAGCAAUGGAAGCAGCAGCAGCCCUACAAAUCUGGUGAAACCUUCAUUUUUCUUG
Messenger RNA from Zingiber officinale, 977 nucleotides. Its product is annotated as mRNA-decapping enzyme-like protein. Gene Ontology annotation, cellular component: P-body. Bases 213 to 806 code for a protein of 197 amino acids. The record is from RefSeq and is a predicted model, not a curated record. Lineage: Eukaryota; Viridiplantae; Streptophyta; Magnoliopsida; Zingiberales; Zingiberaceae. Gene Ontology annotation, biological process: positive regulation of catalytic activity; deadenylation-independent decapping of nuclear-transcribed mRNA; deadenylation-dependent decapping of nuclear-transcribed mRNA. The transcript has 6 exons. Gene Ontology annotation, molecular function: mRNA binding; enzyme activator activity.